Messenger RNA from Drosophila subpulchrella, 1094 nucleotides. RefSeq names its product fibrinogen C domain-containing protein 1. The coding region runs from base 33 to 902 and encodes 289 amino acids. The record is from RefSeq and is a predicted model, not a curated record. The transcript is spliced from 4 exons. Lineage: Eukaryota; Metazoa; Arthropoda; Insecta; Diptera; Drosophilidae.
UCUCAUUAUAUUCCAAUCGAUUCGCUGACAAAAUGAAGUUCUCUGUUUGGUCAAGUUUUUCUUUUUUUAUAACAAUUUAUUUGAUGAUCUUCUCUCGUGCAGAGACGCUGAAUGUGAUUGAAAAACUGGAGGCUGUUUAUGAGCAGUCGGAAAAUGUACUUUCCAAUAUAAAGAAGGCCCUUUCGCAAAUAGAACCUAAUGGCAGCUCAAGUAAAACACCCGAUGAGGUAUAUUCCACAUCCUGCCUAUUCUCUGGAGCUAAUGAAAAUGGUGUAUAUACUCUGGAAGUACCAGGAUUGAGUCCAUUUCAAGUGUACUGCGAAAAUCAAAUAGCUGGCCCUGGAUGGAUUGUAAUUCAGAGGAGAUUUAGUGGAAAUCUCAGCUUCUUUCGAAAUUGGGAAGAGUACAAGAAUGGAUUCGGAGAUCUGAUGGGCGAGUAUUUUCUGGGUCUUGAAAAGAUUCGUGCCCUGACAGCUUUGGAACCCCAUGAAUUGUAUGUCCACCUGGAGGACUUCGAUGAAACUGUGAAACAUGCAAAAUUCGAUGAAUUUGCUAUUGGAAACGAAGAAGAUGACUACGCUAUGAACGCACUGGGAAAAUAUUCCGGUACUGCGGGGGAUUCCCUUCGAUCGCACCGCAAAAUGAAGUUCUCCACCUACGAUAGGGAUAACGAUCGUGAGUUUGGCAGGAAUUGUGCAUUUUACUAUCUGGGAGGAUGGUGGUACAAUGCCUGUCUGGACAGCAACCUCAAUGGUCAGUACAUGCCAGGUGGCAAAUACGAGGAGAAAUUGUUCGCAAGGGGAAUGUGCUGGAGAUCUUGGCGUGGCCACAACUACGGAUAUAGGAUAACCCAAAUGAUGAUACGACCCAAGUGCCGAAAUAUACCCGUGAUUCAUCGCUGACUCUUUAUUACUAUUAUUAUUAAGCUGUUCACUUCCUUUGGUUUAAUGGCUUCGAAAUCAAUGUGAAAACAAUUUGUUUGUGCUCUUGAUUACUAUGCAAAAGGUGUUGCCAUUGAAUCAUCACAUUUUUGCUGAGCACAUUAAUCAGAAUCUCAAUCAGAAAUGCGAAAUAUACUGUACUUCUCAUUGAAA